CUCGUGUGGCGAGCAACAAGUCAAAGCAUGGUCCUCUAUUUCUCUUCCUUCCACUCACCUCUAUUCUCCAAGUUCCAACUUAUAUGAUAGGAAGAAGGGGAGCCUAACAAUUCAGCAACAGAGCUAGGAGCGAGUUUGAAAGCGAAAAUGGACUCGGCUAUAGUAGAACUCUUGAUUGACAAUAUCAUUUCAGCUCUCGCAACUAAAGCGUCGCUGUUGUGGGGGGUCCGUGAUGCAAUUGCAGAUAUCAAGCAUGAGUUGACAAGCAUGCGGUCUUUAUUAAUAGAUGCAGAUAAAAGGGGAGCAAGCAGUGCCGGAGAGGAAACUUGGGUGACAAAUGUGAGGAACACAGCAUAUGAUGUUGAAGAUGUUAUUGAUAUGUUCAUGUAUCACAUCAAUAGCCAACAAAUUGGGGGUCGAUUUGCUUGGUUCCUUCACCAUACAAUUUACAUUCCACAGACUCUUUGGGUGAGGCAUAAAAUAGCUUGCAAGUUACAGAAUAUCAAUAAGACAAUCAAGACCACUUCAGAGUUAAAUCAGAAAUAUCAUGUUGAUCCUAUAGAGGGGAAAAGUUCAGAAGAUUUUCACAAAUGGGUUGUGCGGCAUGCUGAAUCAUCUUUGUUUGUCGAAGAAGAUGAACUUGUAGGGAUCAAAGAUAAAAGAAAACAAUUAAUGAUGUGGUUGAUGGAUAGAGAACAACAACAGACUGUCAUUUCAAUCUUGGGGAUGGGAGGAUCUGGCAAGACCACACUAGUUGCCAACAUCUACAACAGUGACGCUGUAAAGAGACAUUUUGAUUGUUAUGCAUGGAUCACUGUCUCCCAAAAAUAUGAUGUAGAAGACUUAUUGAGGAGCAUGAUUAAGGAAUUCUAUGAGUCAAAGAAGGAAACAAAUCCAUCAGACUUGAGUUCCAUGAACUACAGACUGCUAGUAAAAAUGCUGGUGAGCUACUUAGAGAAGAAAUCAUAUCUACUUGUCCUAGAUGAUGUUUGGGACACAAAUGUCUUGGAUGAACUAAAAGUAUCACUUCGAGAUAGAUAUCCUGGGAGCAAAAUCAUGCUUACAACUCGUAAAGAUGAUGUAGCUCACCAUCCUUUUAUGGGUUUACCUCAUGUUCAUCGUAUUCAAUUGCUAGAACCAGAUGAGGCGUGGGAACUCUUUUGCAAGAAAGCAUUCUUAGGCAAUCCAAAUAGAAUCUGUCCACCAGAGCUUAAAUCUUUUGCUCAGGAACUUGUAAGAAAAUGUAAAGGCCUACCUCUUGCAAUUGCGGCUUUGGGCAGUCUUAUGUACUCCAAGAAUGAUACGUCUCAAUGGAAUCAAAUUAAUAGCAGCUUGAAUUGGAAUCUAAGUAACAAUCCUGAGCUAGAAGCAGUGAAGAGCAUUUUGUUGCUAGUUUCAACGAUUUACCAUAUCAAUUGAAGCAUUGUUUCUUAUAUUGCUCUCUUUUCCCAGAAGAUCAUGA
Messenger RNA from Quercus lobata, 1462 nucleotides. RefSeq names its product disease resistance protein RPM1-like. The transcript has a single exon. The coding region runs from base 148 to 1419 and encodes 423 amino acids. Gene Ontology annotation, molecular function: ADP binding. The record is from RefSeq and is a predicted model, not a curated record. NCBI's taxonomy places the organism in Eukaryota, Viridiplantae, Streptophyta, Magnoliopsida, Fagales, Fagaceae.